Moneuplotes crassus is the source of this 2866-nucleotide messenger RNA. The record is from the annotation of a GenBank genome assembly. NCBI's taxonomy places the organism in Eukaryota, Ciliophora, Spirotrichea, Euplotida, Euplotidae.
UUUUCAAAUAAUAUUUUAAAAAGUCCCAUAUAAAAAUAAAUGGACGAAGACGAGAAAUAUAAUACAAAGGAGAAUGGAUUCAGUCCGGAAGGAAGCCUUCCUGAUAUUAAUAAGAAUAAGUCUGAUUCUCAGAAAUUUCAAAUGGAUGAUUUCAAUAGUAAGGAAAGCGAGCAAAAUGAAGUCAAGGGAUUCUCUCCACAAGAAAUAAAUCAUAAGGCUAAGAACCAUGAUAAAAGAAUGUCAGCUGUUACUGAUAAGCUCCAGAACUUGGAUGAGGGUGGCAGUCAUAAAAAUGGAACCAUCACCGGCUCUGAUCACAAGCCUGUUGGUAAAUAUAACGGUGCUAUUGGUCAAGCAAACCAGUAUGAGAACAAUCUUGACAACUCCAGAUCCGGAGUUCAGAACGAAAAAUAACGUUGAUGACCCACAUGAGGGCUCUCAAGCUGCUAAUGAGAUCCUAUACAAAGAGCGAAGAAGAUGUCCUCGGUGUCCCCAGAAAGUUACCGACUGCAUCAACAAAGUGCUCGACAAUCACUUCUACAUUAUUUUCAUGACCAUCGUGACCUUGUACGCCUUGUUUGGGGACGACCUGAGGAUCCUGCUCAGUCCGAAGUCAGGAGACCCCAUAUUCUGGGGAUUUAGUGUUGCCGCAAUGUCUCUGUUUCUGCUCGAGCUGGUCUUAGCAUCGUUUGCUCAGAAAGACUACUUCCUCGGAUUCUACUUCUGGCUCGACCUCAUUGCAACGGUCUCGCUGAUCACCGACAUCGGGUGGAUCUACAACGAAAUGGUUGGAGGUGGAGACAUCUCAGCCAACAACGCCUCACAGGCUUCAAGCCUGGCCAGAGCUGGCCGAGGCGCUAGAGUUGGAACCAGAGCAGGCAGAAUCGUCAGACUCGUCAGGCUUAUUCGUAUUGUCAAACUCUAUAAGAACGCACACAAGGCACUUGAGAAGAACGCCGGAGUUGACUCGGACGAAAUCACAGCUGAAGAGCUGCAGCAGAUUCACGCAAAGAACGACAGCGAGAAAGAAGUUGAGAAAGAGAGCUAUGUUGGUCAGAAGCUGUCUGAUUUGACGACGAGAAGGGUUAUUACAAUAGUCUUGAUCAUGAUGUUUAGUGUCCCCAUUCUUUCUCUUGAUACUUACAUUGAAGAGCCAACUAGUUUCGAAUGGGGACUUCAGUUGAUAUCAAAAUUUGAUGACACACCUGGUCACCCGGGCUAUGCUCAAAGCUUCAAUACAUUCAUUUCGGAAUCAGAUAGCACUAGAAACCCAAUUGUAUCUCUCAAUGCAAAUGGACGAACCUUCGAUAGCACUAGCCCUACACUUGACGAACUUAGAACUAUCGAAGUUCUUGUUGCUACAUAUGAUGGUGAUAGAUAUGUAUCAGUCCAUGAUAACAGGAAGAACAUUAAAGUUUCAGCUGGGUUAGGUAUUGGAAGAACCAUCUUCAUUUGCUUGGUGCUCACGAUUGCAGCUAUGUUUUUCUCAAACACCACAAACACUCUUGUUAUCGGUCCGAUAGAGUCAAUGAUUAAGAAAGUCAAAAAAAUAGCCAAGAAUCCUCUAGAAGCUGCUCAGGAAGAAGAAAACCAGGCACUUGCUAGAGAAAGACUCAACAAAAACGAGUCUGAAGAGUCUAAGAAGAAAAGACUUAAAGCUGAGAAGGAUGGUCUCUACGAAACUGAUAUCCUUGAGAAUACAAUAGUAAAAAUUGGAGCUCUCCUUGCUAUUGGGUUUGGAGAAGCAGGAUCUGCUAUCAUUGCCAAAAAUAUGGAAAAAUCAGGUGAUGUAAACCCAAUGCUUCCAGGAAAGAAAUGUGUUGCUUUCUUUGGAUUUUGUGAUAUAAGACAAUUUACUGAUACUACCGAGAUUCUCCAAGAAGAAGUCAUGGUUUUUGUCAAUGAAAUAGGAGAAAUUGUUCAUGCUAUAGUCGACUCAUUCGCUGGAGCUGCCAAUAAAAAUAUUGGAGAUGCCUUCCUUCUUGUCUGGAAACUACCAGAUGAAGAUACUAAGUGGAGUUCGGAAGAGAACAAUCUAACUGUAAAACCAACAAUCAGAGCAGGUCAAACUGCUGAAAUGGCUUGUAUUUCCUUCCUCAAAUGCUUUGGAGGCAUUAACAAAAGUAGGAACCUUUAUAAAUACAGGAGCUAUGAAAAAUUAAACGAAAGGAUGCCAAAUUACUCCGUGAAAAUGGGAUUCGGACUCCAUGUUGGAUGGGCAAUUGAGGGAGCUAUCGGUUCUGAUUUCAAAAUUGAUGUAUCAUAUCUAUCCCCAAACGUAAAAUUAUCAGAUGAAUUCGAAGCUUCAACAAAAAUCUUUGGUACCCCAUUAUUAAUGUCUGGGGAUGUCUAUCACUUAAUGACCGACGAAACGAAGAAGAAGUGUCGACAGAUGGAUGCAGUGAAGAUCCCUGGAGCUAGCGGAAUCUUCCAUCUCUAUACUUGAGAUAUUGACUACGAUUUAAUAGAAGUUGAGCAUGAAGAUAAGGCAGAACUAAGUGGAGAUCAGAAAAAGUUAAUAAGAGUAAAAGCUAGACUAAAAAGGGAUAGAGAAAAGGUUAAAAUGUUCGACGGAACAUUUAAACUCGUCAAUCUUUUCGAAAUUGAUGAGGAUCUCAAAGUAAUGCGCCAGCCAUUCUCUGAAAAAUUCUACGAAAUGUACAAUUCUGGAUUCAAAGACUAUAUUGAGGGUAACUGGGAAGAUGCUAGAUCUAAACUAGAAGAAGUAGAAAAUAUCAGAGGAUCUCCUGAUGGUCCCUCUCUCAGUCUCCUCGGAGUAAUGAGAAGCCAUAAUUUUAAAGCCCCUGCUGACUGGGAGGGUUGGAGAGAUCUAGAAGGUUAGUCCUCCUAAUUUCAUAAAGUAAGU